Molecule: messenger RNA, 678 nt
Organism: Ixodes scapularis (black-legged tick)
Lineage: Eukaryota; Metazoa; Arthropoda; Arachnida; Ixodida; Ixodidae
Exons: 1
Coding region: 1-678 (225 amino acids)
Source: RefSeq, a predicted model, not a curated record
AUGGCGCUGCCCUGCGGGACGCCCGACAUGUUCCAGCCACGCAGUCCUGGAUCUCGGAUGACACCCGACUUCUACCAGGGCGGCAUUAUGUUAAUGUCAUCAGGCUGCGGAUCAAUGUACUACCAACCCUCUCGAGGGCCACGAGAGGGAGGCCGGAUGACGUGUCCUGCAGGGCCGGCUGUAGGGCAAGGGAGUCUCUCAGCUAUGUGCUUCAAGCCUGCCACAGGGGGCACCGGGGUCCCUUCAAGCGACAUAAAUAUAGCCCGGUACGUCACCAUCCGCCUCAAUCAACUCAAGUGGAACGUCCUCUGGGAGCCACACUACAACGUCCAGGGGAAGGUGAUGAAGCCUGGCUUGGUGGUGACGAGGGGAGCCAUGGCCGUCAUCAUCGAUGUCCAGGUCGUCGGCACCGACAUGGAGUUGGCGUUCUUACAUGAGCAGAAGGCUGACAGGUACACAGUCCCGGACCUGCUACAACAAGUCCAGGGAAACCGACAGGAGCCACCGUUGGUCACCACAGUAACCAUGAACUUUAGGGACAUUUGGUCCAAGGACAGUGCGAGGGACCUCCUGUUAUUGGGGCUGACCAAGUCGGACCUCAAACUAAUGACAGUGAGGUGCCUCCAGGGGGGGCCUCCGAUGCUUCUGGGGACACUGCAGAAUGACGACUGCGAUUAA